AUGGGGUCUGUGCUUGCCCAAGUCUCAUUUAGUCCCCAAUUUCCCAUAGUCAUCCGAAUGUUCAGAUUGAAUCCUUGUAAACCAUCAAAUGUGCCGAUACAGGUUUUGCCAGCCGCAAAAGUGAUCGAAGGAGUGCACUCCACGUUAUCAGCCAAACCACUAUUACCCAAUCCGCCUCUACGAGAUUCUCAACGACAGAUGGCGUUGGUGUUCAACACGCUACGUUGCAGUCAAAUAAAGGUGAAUAACUACGCAACUAAAGAGGAUGCCGCCGAGAUUGUCAGCACAUUGCUCGAUUCCUUUGAUGUGCCAGGCCCUCAUGGUCUUCAUGUCUGCAUGGUAUUCGACCCCUUAUGUGAGCCUCUAUGGAUGCUCAAACAGCGAUUCCAUGACGAUGUACUUCCAUUGGAUGUUCUCAAGCCCGUUGCUAAAUUGAUUCUGGAAGGCCUUGGCUACCUCCACUCUCAAUGCCAGAUUGUCCAUACAGGUAUUAUUAUCAAUAACUCGCUAGACUUAAAACCCGACAAUAUUCUCAUGGCUCUCCGAGACCACUCUAUACUUGAUAAAGUUUCUCAGGAUGAGAUCAAAGAACCACUGCCUCAAAAGCAACUUGAGGAUCGAACAAUAUACCUUUCGAGAAAUCACUUCGGCGUGGAGGCAAAUGGUUCGGGCAGACCAGUGAUUACUGAUUUUGGACUGGCUGUAGAUGGGUCUCGGGCCCAUUACCAUCCCAUUCAACCGGACAGUUCCAGAGCCCCAGAGGUUAUUCUUGGGGCAGGUUGGAGUUACAGUGCUGAUAUAUGGAAUUUAGCUGCUUUGCUUGUGGAACUAGUCCACGGAAGCGGCCCUUUUGAUGAACCAUCCUCUAAUUCUUCUACCUUUACUGAGGAAGCUCAUCUAGCUCGCAUAAUAUCAGUACUCGGAACUUCACCUGUGGAUAUGCUUCGCGAAGCGAAAUAUAGUUCUCGAUACUUUGACGCCGAAGGGAGAUUUAAGCAUCCGGAAUUGAUAUCAGAGAGCGGAGGACUUGAGAAGAUUAUUUCUAGCGUUGAAGGUGACAACAAGCAGGCUUUUCUUGAUUUAGUAUCACGAAUGCUCCGGUGGCGAGCAGAUGAGAGAGACACUGUGCAAGGGUUACUCUCGGAUCCUUGGUUUCAGGGGUUGUAG
Molecule: messenger RNA, 1167 nt
Organism: Aspergillus niger
Lineage: Eukaryota; Fungi; Ascomycota; Eurotiomycetes; Eurotiales; Aspergillaceae
Exons: 7
Coding region: 1-1167 (388 amino acids)
Biological process (GO): spliceosomal complex assembly; regulation of mRNA processing; protein phosphorylation
Molecular function (GO): ATP binding; protein kinase activity
Source: RefSeq, a predicted model, not a curated record